Drosophila arizonae is the source of this 2369-nucleotide messenger RNA. RefSeq names its product F-box protein 42 (gene Fbxo42). Gene Ontology annotation, molecular function: ubiquitin-like ligase-substrate adaptor activity; protein binding. Gene Ontology annotation, cellular component: SCF ubiquitin ligase complex. Lineage: Eukaryota; Metazoa; Arthropoda; Insecta; Diptera; Drosophilidae. The record is from RefSeq and is a predicted model, not a curated record.
UGCACGAUAGCGAUUUGAAGACGAUUGCCAUCACCAGCAGCUGCUGCUGUUUACAGUUUUUUGGGCAAAAAAUUGCGUUAAAAAAAACCUUUAAAACAUAAGAGGGGUGUGCGUAGGCAACGCUUUGUGCUUCUGAGGGUCAAAGCCAUUAGCAAUAGAUACUAACUGCGCAGUGUGAGUUACGAGCAGCGAGCUACGUUGCUGUGUUAGGCUCGAAGCUGCACUUGAAGGUGAAGGACAACAAAGGAGGCAAGGACAGGAUGCAACACACAAUGGCCACGUGCAAUCGCAAUCUAAGUGACAACUGUGACAAUGUCACAACGACAACAACAACAUGUCUUACCAAAUGUGCUCCGCCCUCUGUCAGCCUCAACGUCCUGCCCGACGAAAUUCUGGAGUUCAUCUUCACAUAUUUGCCGCCCUAUGGAGAUCUGGAGCACUGCAGCCUGGUCUGCAAGCGAUGGCAACUAAUUGUGAAAAAUCUUGUGCGGCGCUCACAGCUAAAUUUGGAAAAAGGGUUAGCAGACUUUCGACUUCGCUGGGAGAUCUAUUCGCAACAAACCGCUGCUUCCUUGGAGGCGAAUAAUCCGCGCCUGUCAACGGGCGCUCCCCUGCCCAUCAUAGCAGGGCGCUUUGCCCACUCGACUGUGCGAUUGGGCAACUCCAUGUAUGUGUUUGGCGGCGGUUCGUCUUCGGACACGACCUUUAAUGAUCUUUGGCGAUUCGACUUAACGCAUAUGCGCUGGUCGCGUCCCCUGGCCACGGGCACCUAUCCAUCUCCCAAAGGGAGUGCCUCCAUGGUGGCCUGGCGGGAUAAACUAGUGCUGUUUGGCGGCUGGCGUUAUCCCUCAUUACACCCGCCCUAUCAGCCGUGGUGCCUGUUCGACGAGCUGCACUACUACGAUCUGGUCAAGGACCGUUGGCUGGCCCGUAACUCGCUGCCCUGCCCGCCACCUAUGGCGGGGCACUCGGCUACGGUACAUGGCAAUUGCAUGAUUGUGUUUGGUGGCUAUCAAAUCAAGGACGACAUCAAUGUGAACUCCAAUGAUACCUGGGUGUUGGAUCUGGAGGAGCAGCGUUGGUGGCAGCCGAUAUUUGUUGGCAACACGCGACCUGCGCCGCGAUACGGUCAAAUCCAGGUGGAGUUGGACAAGCAUCAUUUGCUGAUCGUUGGCGGUUGCGGCGGCGCCAACAGAGUUUACACUGAUGCCUGGCUGCUGGACAUGUCGCGCGAGGCGUGGAGCUGGAAGCAGGUCAGUGUGCGCAACAAACAUUUUGGUGCCGUCCACAUGUGGUGCAAUCCUGGCUGCAGAGUCAAUAACUUUUUGGUUGUGGUGGGCCCUUCGCCCAAAAUGCCUUUGGAUUUCCAAAUCAUGAAGCAGAGUCGUGUGCCCGUUGUUGGUGGCAGCGCCUUGCGUUUCGGUGGACUGGGUCAAGCGCCGGCGCCGCCUCCGCCACUCUACCAACAACAACACCCGCUGCAGCCGCAACUUCGUCCUGGUCAGCGUGCUCCGCUGCCAGAGCGGCGCCCUGGCGCUCUCUUGCCCGACCAACAGCAUCGUGGCAAUGGACGCUUUGGUGGGGCUGCCUUGCCCCCGCAGGAACAGUACCUGGCCAACAGGCGGGCCAUACUGGAUCAGAACAUGCAGCAGGCCCAGCAAUUUAUGCACAAUAACAACGUCAACAAYAACAACAAUAACUAUCAGCCGCGCUCUGGUCGCCUCAGCGACUUGCAUUCACCGCCUGCAGCGGCGUCAGCCGCAGCGCCAGCUGCUGCUCCUGCUGCAGCGGAUGGUGACGCGGAUGCAGCGCAGCGAUUACAACGUAACCUGGCUCUGCGUUGCCGCGACAACGAGCCGCUGCUGCCCAAGCGCUUUGACGAGCACUAUGAGGAUCCGUUUCGGAUGGCCGCCUUCAAUGUGCCGGGGCGUUCGCGCAGCGCUUCGCGGGAUCAUAGCGAGCGCAUACGGCGCAUGGAAGAGAAAAUGAACGCCAUAAGGAAUUCGCGACGCAGUGCACCCGCCCACGUAGAGCCACAAAAGCUGCGCGCACCUUCGCCCAAGCGUGUCCGUUGCAAUGUCCAGUCGCUGUUCGUGUGCGACAUCUCGAGCCUGUUGCAGCGGGAUGCGAACAAUGAGCCAGGCCUGGAUUGGGUGGAAUACAAGAAUUUUGGAGUGCUGAGCGGAGCACCCGAUCGAUUGAUACUGUCCAGCCUGAUAGCGGGCAACGGAGAGCUGAUCCUGUUCGGGGGCGUUCACAAGGAGACGCUGACGGACAUCACGCACCAUGUGUCCAAUUCCAUACACUUCUUGAGUGUACCACGUGAUAUUAUCUAAGCGCUGGCACGAGCCAUACAACACACACACACA